AUUUUUGACACUCACGCUAUUUGAUAAGAGAGAAGAAGAAACUUCUUCCUGAAUCGAAGUGAAAAAGAAAAGGUACAGACAGGUUACUGUUCUGAGAUACCACCUCUGGGUAACCAAAAGUUGAUCUCGUCUGUUGUCAAUGGCUGGCCCUCUUGAUGACAUGAUGGGCGACUUUGAAAUAGAGAUGAUGGAAACAGUGUCAGGCAGCUCUUCCCCUGGGGAUGCAGUGUCUGGUAGAGGUCCAGACAUUGCGUCUGUUGAAGAUGACGGGCUCUACUACAUCCCUGAGAGAAGACCUUCUCUGGACCUGGGACCAAGUCCAAUGGAUAUCAGCCAGUGGCAUCACGUGGACCAGGCCUUAUCUCCAGCUCUGAGCUACUGGUCAAUUACAAGUGAGUCGGACUUAAACAACAUGAAUGACGAAGAUGCAUCCUCCACGAGGGUCCAGCUGAACAGAGCAGAUUCCUACUCUAGCUGCUACUCACUGGACAGUGACGAUUGUGAAAAGAGAAUUCCCAAGGUUACAAGCAAAGAUGAUUCUGCCCCAGAGCCUUCUGACACACCUGAGGUAAUCCAAGACUCAAAUGAGGUUAGGCAUCCUUCUCUGACAGUGGCAUUCACUUUUAAGGCUAUUAGUAAAACCCUUGGGAAGCUGUCAGUGGGAGACAUUCAGAGGUUCAAGAUGAUACUGUGGAAGCGUUACCCACAGUCAUUCAACACUCCUCCCCAACGCAUGGACAUGGUGGACCUUGUGGACCGCUUGCUCGAGUGUUACCACCUGGAGGUAUCUUUGCAGAUCACCAGAACCCUUCUUGAGGAAAUUGGGCAAAAGAAGAUGGUUGAUUAUCUUCAGACAUUGUGUAUCAGAAACGAAGUACGCUACGAUUUAAGCGAGACUCUGAAGAGGAAAAUAUGUGAGGAAUUGUCCUCGCAGGAAGAGAAGAGGCCCUUUGAUGAUGUCUUUACUAAUCUCUACAUAACCUCAACCUGUGAUAAUGGCCCAAAUAUUGAACAUGAGGUCAUGACCAUAGAAAAGCUUGACAGCAACCGGGAAGAAGCGAAGCUGCUUUCUACAAAGGAUAUUUUGAGCGCUGAAAGGCUGGAGAACUCAAAUUUAAAGUUUAUUUUGGUCACGGGAGUGGCAGGGUCAGGGAAGUCUAUGGCGGUCAGAAGAUUAAUCCUCGAUUGGAUUGAAGAGCGGUCCCACCAACACGUGUCUUUCUUGUUUCCUUUGCCGUUCAGAGAACUCAAACAGUUUGAGGAUGGUAAGAUCUCCCUGAUGGAAAUAAUACAAAAACUCUACCCAGAAACAAAGAAACUGAGGGAUGAGGAUUAUAGAUCCGACGACUGCAAAAUAAUGUUUGUCUUUGACGGUCUGGACGAGUACAACGGGACGCUUGACUUUCAAAACACUGAGCUUCUCGGUGACCACACAGAUUCCACCACCCUGAAUGUCAUCGUGGUCAACCUCCUCAGAGCGAGGCUGCACUACCGCGGCCUCUUCCUGGUCACUUCUCGGCCACAAGUGAAGCGCUGCGUUCCCUGGGACACGCAUUAUGAUGAGAUAGACGUGCGUGGUUUCCUUGACCCUGAAAAGGACGAGUAUUUUAAGAAGAGAUUUCAGGACCCGGAUCAAGCAGCAAGAGUUAUUGCGUAUAUCAACUCUUUCAAAACCCUCCGCAUCAUGUGCCACCUGCCCUUGUUUUGCUCACUGGUGGCUGAUGAGUGCCAGCACAUAUUUAGGUCAAAGGGGACAGAGGCUGAGCUGCCCAGCAGCAUCACCUACAUGUACACAAAGCUGCUGCUAGCACUCACACGUCACCAUCGCAGAUUAAGAGCUCCAGAUCUUACCAAAGAUAAAGAGAUAGACUUCCUCAUGAAACUUGGAAGGUUGGCCUUCAACAUGCUGGAACAAGGCCAGUUUAAGAUCACUAAGUCCGACUGGAAAGAGGUUGAAAUCUGCGAGGAGGCAGUGGUUUACACUGGCCUGUGCACACAGUACAUCACAAAGCCAUUUGUCUUGUUUCAUGAGAAAGUCCUCAGCUUUAUCCACCCUACCAUGCAGGAGUACCUGGCUGCCCUUUAUGUGUUUCUCUCCUUUAGAAACCAGGGGAAGAACAUUUUUGAGCAGCAACUGAAAAACAAGGUCAAAGGGAUAUUCAAGGGGCCCAAGGUGAUGGAGCUGUACAAAAGCGCAGUGGACAGAAGCCUGCAGUGUGAGGAUGGCAAACUGGACAUUUUCCUGCGAUUCCUGUUUGGAAUGACACUGAAGACCAAUCAGGAUCUUCUCCAGCCAUUCUGCACGUCUUCUGUAAAGUGGCCAACAGUCACUGAAGAUGCUGCUGCCCUCAUCAGGAAGAAGAUCAGAGAAAAUCCGAUUCAUGGCAGGAAUGGCAACUUGCAGUGCUGCCUGGAAGAGCUGGGUGUGCGAGCGUCAGAGGCAACAUCCAGUUGAGCUGCUCCGUGCACAAAAUAAAUGUCAAGGCUUCCACUGAAUUCCACUAGGAUGAAAACUGUUGAAGUGCCUGUUGGGGAAAUAUGUUUCUCCUGUUCAACCAACAUAUGCACUAAUGGAGUGUUUAGAGCCAAGCAUGAUCACUUCUGUUCCACAGUAACACUGACGUGGAAACAGACUCUCUUAAGCUAAUGGGGAUGGUUUGAUUUGAUGUGUGUUAAUAUGGAUUUACAGAAGCUGAGAGAUAUUAAGGAGCCUUGUUUUGUAAUUGUUUUUACAUUAUGAAUACAUUAAUUAUUGCAAACGUUGCCACCUUUCUACUGUUGUGCUUGAUAUGACUUAUUCAAAAAGCUUUAACUGCACUACUAACACUAUCAUGUGGAAUUUGACUCCUGAGUCAUAGUAUUAUUUCAAAUAUGUAAAAACUAAAUUAUUUUGCACUUUUAAGUUUUGUAGGUUAAUUAUUAUUGCUUGCUGGAUGCAUGCAUUAAUUGUUUUGGUAAGUAAUGCAGUACUUAAUUGAAGAACGGAAGUUAUGUGUUGUUUAUCCUACACAGCAAAAAAGUAUAUGUACUCUAAUCCUGGUAGUUUACAAUCAGUGCCAUAUAUUGAAGUGUUAAUCUCUGUGCAUGUAAUGAAAGUACUGACAGUGAUACUCGUUGAGGGGAAAAGAAGUUCUGUGUGAAAUAAAUGACCCGAUUUACAAUAAAUCUCUAGGCAACUG
Molecule: messenger RNA, 3179 nt
Organism: Micropterus salmoides (largemouth bass)
Lineage: Eukaryota; Metazoa; Chordata; Actinopteri; Centrarchiformes; Centrarchidae
Gene: nlrc3l1
Product: NLR family, CARD domain containing 3-like 1
Exons: 7
Coding region: 140-2455 (771 amino acids)
Source: RefSeq, a predicted model, not a curated record